Pungitius pungitius (ninespine stickleback) is the source of this 3163-nucleotide messenger RNA. It is a transcript of the gene snx30, whose product is annotated as sorting nexin family member 30. Gene Ontology annotation, molecular function: phosphatidylinositol binding. Lineage: Eukaryota; Metazoa; Chordata; Actinopteri; Perciformes; Gasterosteidae. Gene Ontology annotation, biological process: autophagy of mitochondrion; reticulophagy; protein transport. Gene Ontology annotation, cellular component: early endosome; phagophore assembly site. Bases 534 to 1910 code for a protein of 458 amino acids. The transcript has 9 exons. The record is from RefSeq and is a predicted model, not a curated record.
GUGAUGAUCAUCAAAUGUUUUAAAGCCGACAAUUAACUGCUUUAAAUGACCAAUAUUUGAGUGUUAAAUAUCGACUUUUGGAAUAAUAGUUUGAUGAAUAUUAAAAAAAAAUCUUAAUUUGAAGUGCAGUUGCUUACAGCAAACCGUUUCCAUUUGGUUCACACUGUCUGAUCUUUGACAUGGUGCUUUCUAUGUUAAAUACAUGUUAAGCAGUACAUUACAAAAAUAAGCAGAGUUAGCGUUUCAACAACAGUUCAUUCAUCUUCUAAUUAGACGAUCUUUAUGGUUCCAUUAGUUGCCUGUUGGCACGUGAUGCAUGUGUUUACAUCCGGGUUCGUGUACUGCAAUUUCCGGAGCUGCGCAUUGGGAGUCAGCUGACUGUAGUAACCAACCAGCGGGUGUAACAGAUCAACUGAAGAGACACCGAAGGGAGAAAAAACGCCUUCCUCUCUAUACUUUUGCGUAUCAGCAGCGGAGAACCGGACAGCCGUUGUCCCCAGAAACCCGGCCACGUCUUUCCGCUUUCCCGCAGGAUGAGUGUUAGUGCUCCGAGGUGCAUGGCCAGCUCGGGGCAGAAGCCCAUCGCGGAGAUCCUCCACCCGCUCUCCGGCGCCGAGGAGCAGCUCUCCGUCACCGUCAGCGUCGUCGGAGGGGACAAGCGUCUCCCAUCGCAGCAUCUCGGUUUGAUGUCACUGUCCCCGUCCGCGCAGGAAGCGGCCCUGACCAAUGGCACGCCGGUGGAGACGUCGAGUCCCGCCUCCACGUCGUCGCUGUUCAACAGGCUGCAGCUGGACGACGAUCUGGACGCAGCUGUCCGGGACCCCUACGUGGAGACCGCAGAGACCCGUGACUUGUUCGUCACGGUCGACGACCCAAAGAAACACGUGUCCACCAUGGAGACCUACAUCACCUACAGAGUCUCCACCAAGACGUCACGGGUAGAGUUUGACCUGCCCGAGUACUGCGUGCGGCGGCGCUACCAGGACUUUGACUGGCUGAGGAGCAAGUUGGAGGACAGCCAGCCGACCCACCUCAUCCCUCCGCUGCCGGAGAAGUUCGUGAUGAAGGGUGUGGUGGACCGUUUCUCAGAGGAGUUUGUGGAGACGAGGAUGAAAGCUUUGGACAAGUUCCUGAAGCGAGUUGCCGACCACCCGGUACUCUCCUUCAACCCGCAUUUAAACGCUUUCCUGACUGCCAAGGACCUGAACAAGCGUCAGGGUCUGGCCCUGCUCACCAAGGUGGGCGAGUCGGUGAAGCAGGUGGCCGGAGGCUACAAGCUGCGGGCGCGGCCGCCCGAGUUCUGCGCCAUGGGAGAAUACCUGGACACCUUCAACCAGAAACUGGGAACCAUCGACCGCAUCGCUCAGAGGAUCCUCAAAGAGCAGUCGGAGUACCUAACGGAGCUGCGCGAGUACGGCACUGUGUACUCCAGCUGGGUGGCAUCGGAGGGAGAGCUGCGGCGCCCCCUGGAGGGUGUGGGCGGCUGCGUGGCGACGUGCUGCGGAGCGCUGGAGGACCUGGGUGAGGGCAUGAGCCAGGACUUCCUGCCCGUGCUCCGAGAGUACAUCCUGUACGUGGAGUCCAUGAAGAACGUUUUGAGGAAGCGAGACCAGAGCCAGGCGGAGUACGAGGGCCGACUGGAAGCCGCAAUGUUGCGCAAACAGGAGGACCGAACGCCAAUGCCAGUGGAGGUGGAGAAGUGCCAGGACAAAGUGGAGUGUUUCAACGCCGACCUGAAGGCGGACUGGGAGCGCUGGCAGAGCAACAAGAGACAAGACUUCAAGCAGCUUCUCACCGGCAUGGCCGACAGGAACAUCCACCACUACGAGAAGUGCCAAGCAGCGUGGGAGUCGCUUGUAACCGUCCUCCAGGACAAACAGACUGGGGACAAAACCAACGAGACGAACUGAAACAUCUCCUCCUAACCACCACCCCCUGAAUAACCCAUUCUCUAAUGCCAAGGAAAAGGAGGAACCAGGCAGAGGACUUGAGCUGCAGGACUUUGCCCCCAUUGUCCACAUUUGACCCUACAAAGUAGGUAACCGAUGGUACAUUCUAGGACGUUUGGGGAAACGGGUCAGACCUUCUUCGUUUUUUUUUCUUUUUUUUUCUCUGUGUUUUUUCCUUCUUUCUGAACCUUUUCUACUAAAUAUUUCCUAAUGAACCCAGUUGCCAAUUGCCACUGGUGUUUAAGCUCGGUCUCAGAUUUUCCGCCUGCUCUCGCUGCGUUCACAUUGAGCCAAACGUGAAGGAUGACUCUCCAGCGUCGAAGGAAACCAAUAAGGUCACGAAAUGUGAAUUAUGAAGUAAUAUCUUGGAGAUUAGUUUGUUUUUCCUGCCAGGAUGUAAAACCUUUUCUAAAAUGUAACGCUGAAACAUAUUUGGUAUGUGAAUUGGAAACAUCUCACACUUCAUUUAAAGGAUCUACUGGUUGUUCUUGCAGGUUUCAUCCUCUUAUACUGACCCUUUUCCAAGAGUUCAUAAAUGUUAUGGUUUUUCCUGCUCUGCCAGCCAACAUUGUUGGCAUGAAAUUCCUCUUGCAGGGACUUAAAACCAACUGUUAUCCGAGCCUUUGAGAUUGUGUUCAGCCACAAGAAGCAAAAGGGCGGAGAAGGUUCACAAAGCGAAAUGUCAGUAAAAGCAAAUGAAGCAAAGGGACAUUAUUGGAUGUAUUUUUGAUCCACAUCUUUAGAUGAAUAGACACAACACAGAGCCAAAGGCCUCGUGUGUGUUUGUAAGAAGGAUGUUGAGCUUUAUCAGGGAAGCGGUUUGUGCUUUUGUAGCAGCGCCGCCUGGUGGUUUAGAUGAGUACAGCUCUCAUAUUUUUGCAAACGGCAGCUUAACAGUGUGCUGCUCCUUUCCUGCUGCCGCCAUUUAUUCACCUUGAUUCUUGAAAAACGCUUUAAGUUAGUCAAGGAUGCUAAACGCUCAAUCGGGACGAUUUACCCAAUUAAACACCAGAGGAAGUGGAAAGUAUCACUUUAAAAAUAAAAACAUUUUUUUUGUCUAACUCUGAGUGAAAUGUCCUUUUCCUGACAGCAUUCCUAAAAGUUCAAUAAGCUUUGUCUUGAAAGUCUUAAAGGCUUCAUACGAUCUAGAAACGUUUUGGUUUAAAGAAGAAGCUCGUUUUGUCUGUGUCUGUCGUGACCCCCCCCCCCCCUCC